Messenger RNA from Microsporum canis CBS 113480, 417 nucleotides. RefSeq lists its product as uncharacterized. The record is from RefSeq and is a predicted model, not a curated record. The coding region runs from base 1 to 417 and encodes 138 amino acids. The transcript has 3 exons. Lineage: Eukaryota; Fungi; Ascomycota; Eurotiomycetes; Onygenales; Arthrodermataceae.
AUGGUGCCGGUUGGUUUCGGGCUCUCAUUGCUCAUUGCUAUGCAGUGGGUCAAGAGAGAUAUGUACCUAAAUGUCGAAGUACCGGAGGACAUCCGCAAAGGGGAAGAGAUGAGACGAUGGUGGGCACGAGUUGGCUCUGCUCAGGCUUUUGGAGAGCCAGAGCGCAGAUCCGUUUCCUCAGCAGAAGGCCGCAGUCGCUCGUUGUACAGGGCCAUCAUGGUAGAGCCUAUAUUCAAUCAAGUAUGCAUCGGACAGGCCGUCGAGGACAAGACAAACCCAAAAGGGAUCCACUGCGAGGGUCCCCGGGCUACCAAGCUGGUACAUUAUUCCAUAUCAUCCCCAUGCACCGGCAAAUCUGAGCCCCCGGCCAAUUUCCUGGGGUUUCCUGGGGUGCAGGAUGGCGAGCGUCUUGGCUGA